AUGACUGGACUCUCAGGGAAAAAUCUGCACUUCGGCAACAGUUUCCUGCACUCCCGAGGUGAAGACGAAGAUGCCUUUGCCAAGCUUGGCUCUUCCGUGAAGAAGAGACGAACCGUGGAGCGCUGCGGGCCCGCGGAGCAAGCCAAAGUGACCCAUCUUCUCACCAAAUGGGGCUCCCUGGAUGACGUGCUCCUCAGGCAUGUUUUGGAGGGAUUGAAGCUGCCCGAGCUCGAUAUCUUGAACAACUCGGGGUAUUUGCCCGAUAAGUUCAAUGCAUGGAAGUCCUGCGCCGACCUCACCGCCAUGCACAUUGCGGGCAUGCGCGAGCGGAACACGGCCGGUGGCGGAGCACUUGAUGCGAUCGCGGCCUUCAGGUUUAAUUGGAAGCUGGACGGCACGACGGAUCCCAUCCUCCGCAAGCUCAGCCAUAAGGACUUACGCUAUGUGCUGACACACUAUGAUGGUGAAAGAGCAGCUUGCCAUGCAUUGCCACGCGAGGACUUGCCGAGUCUGAUCCAAGAGGCCGUCGACUCAGAGCCGGAGGUUGCAGCGACUGGAGUUGCAGCGACGGCACCGGGUUGCACGGCUCUGGGCCGGUUUACUCGAUUGGAGCUGAUCGAUCCGGAAGCGGACGCAGCGGUCUUCGGAGAUGCCAACUUGAGAACCUCGUGCGGCAUCGCAAGGCAGGGACGAUGGGCUCGGGCGUGGUACCGUCGGGGUGUGGACGGUGGGAAGCUCCGGUCGAACAAGGCCUUGGGUCAUGUGGGCCGGGUGAUUGCCACCACCUUCGAGUCGCUGGAGGUGCUGCGCGAACGGUAUGCAGAGAUCGAUGAGACCAUCGCGGAGCUGGAGAAGGAUUUUUCCGAAGUCUACCACGAGGUGGACUGUACGAGGAUAGCUGUCCAUCCGCAAUUCAAAGACCUGGAAGGCUCUUUGGGAGCUGUUUACUACAACUUCCCGCACGCAGGAGCUGUGGGCGGGUUCUUCGAUGGCCACCCACUGGUCAACUGGCGUCAUGAAAACUUGAUGCGACUCUUUUUCCGCGCCCUGCGCGCGUACGUGAAGCCUGGCGGGAUCGUCAAGGUGGCAUCCAACCAGGGAGCUGUGGGAGUUCGAUAUUCCUACAUCAUUUGCUCCGCGGUGGAGAACGAGUUCCGCCACACGGAGACCAUGCCGUUUCUGCAGUGGAGCCUGCACCGCUAUGGUCGCUCCUAUGGAGAUCGGCGGGACACCUAUCGACGGCCGGAUGAAGGAGAAGGCUACAAUGUCCAACGGGCCGAGAAGGAUAUGGUGUACACCUUUAUCUAUCAGCCCACCGGACAGGCGCUGGCCCCGCAAGACAUCCGUCUCCCUCCCACGUUUAGGACCAUCGAGGCCUGCCCUGAUGGGCCCUUCGAUGGGAUGUCCGGGGAGUCGCGGAAGAACUUGGCGAAGCAGCUUUACAGACGCUUUAUGCUGGAAUGCUCUGGGACUCACGUGGGUUAA
Durusdinium trenchii is the source of this 1485-nucleotide messenger RNA. The record is from the annotation of a GenBank genome assembly. NCBI's taxonomy places the organism in Eukaryota, Dinophyceae, Suessiales, Symbiodiniaceae.